Molecule: messenger RNA, 385 nt
Organism: Nerophis lumbriciformis (worm pipefish)
Lineage: Eukaryota; Metazoa; Chordata; Actinopteri; Syngnathiformes; Syngnathidae
Product: histone H2B 1/2-like
Cellular component (GO): nucleosome
Molecular function (GO): protein heterodimerization activity; DNA binding; structural constituent of chromatin
Source: RefSeq, a predicted model, not a curated record
AAUGCCUGAACCAGCGAAGUCAGCGCCCAAGAAGGGCUCCAAAAAAGCCGUCACCAAGGCGGCCGGCAAGGGAAAAGGAAAGAGGAGAAAGACAAGGAAGGAGAGCUAUGCCAUCUACGUCUACAAAGUGCUGAAACAGGUCCACCCUGAUACCGGCAUCUCGUCCAAGGCCAUGGGCAUCAUGAACUCGUUCGUCAACGACAUCUUUGAGCGCAUCGCUACUGAGGCGUCCCGUCUGGCUCACUACAACAAGAGAUCCACCAUCUCCUCCAGAGAGAUUCAGACCGCAGUCCGUCUCCUGCUGCCCGGUGAGCUGGCUAAGCAUGCUGUGUCAGAGGGCACCAAAGCUGUCACCAAGUACACCAGCUCCAAGUAAAGUGCUAUA